Messenger RNA from Pelobates cultripes (western spadefoot toad), 606 nucleotides. The record is from the annotation of a GenBank genome assembly. Lineage: Eukaryota; Metazoa; Chordata; Amphibia; Anura; Pelobatidae.
AUGGAUAAGUUCAUUGACAAAACUCAAUCCAAGAGAAUGCAAGGAAAAUCUCAAAGACCAACCAAAAAGAUACACCUCAAAGCUCCUACACCAGCCACUACUCAUCGCUCACCGACCAGGUCGGACACAGACGAAGGACCCACUCAAAUGAGCUCUACUACUAACCUAAUUUCACAACAAGCCUCAGAAACAGCUCGGGAGGUUUCCAACCUCCUUAAACCAAUAUUUGAAUCUCAAUUUAAGGACAUCAAAGAAUCAAUAGAUGGUGCAGUCCAUCUUCUCCAAGCGCACUCUUCUCAACUCGCCUUUCUGGAAACAAGACAGGGUGCCACAGAGGAUGAGGUGCACCAGUUACAAACCACGAUUUGUCAACAACAUAAUACUCUUAUCUCUCUACAAGACAAGUUGGAUGACCUAGAAAAUCGCAGCAAUCUCAGAUUUGUUGGUUUCCCAGAAUCCAUAAAGUCUGGAAAUAUCAUUCCCACUCUCCAGUCCUGUUAUUUGGACACCUUGCAACCACCUCUGACGCUCUUCCCAUCAUCGAACGUGCUCACAGACUGGGCCCAGAAAACUCGGGCAAUAGAACACGAUCAAGACCUAUCCUAG